Molecule: messenger RNA, 4120 nt
Organism: Cyprinodon variegatus (sheepshead minnow)
Lineage: Eukaryota; Metazoa; Chordata; Actinopteri; Cyprinodontiformes; Cyprinodontidae
Gene: gabpb2a
Product: GA binding protein transcription factor, beta subunit 2
Exons: 8
Coding region: 381-1688 (435 amino acids)
Biological process (GO): positive regulation of transcription by RNA polymerase II
Cellular component (GO): nucleus
Molecular function (GO): protein binding; transcription cis-regulatory region binding
Source: RefSeq, a predicted model, not a curated record
AUUUUAAAAUUAAAGUAAGGAAAACAAAGCACUUUAUUGAAGGAGUUAAGGUAAUUAAAAUACAAGUUUCCUCAGACGUGAAUUAAACUGUAAAUUUUGAAAGUCACUCAGCCAGAGCAGGAAUUUGCUCGUUUUCGUCCUUUUCUGGGAUCAGAUUUCUUUCUGACUACUCGUUCAUCUGAAAGUAGCUGCGCUGCAGUAAACUGACCUCAGGUCAGUUAUCACUAAGCCCCGCCCACAGCGAGGUUAACGCUUAUUAUGGCUUCCACCUCCGGUGUCGCGCAGCCGCCAUAUUUGUACAAGAAAAAAACACAAUUAAUAACUUUUUAAAAAGAUCCUCCUCUCCCGGUAAAUACCAAACAGACCCCGACUCAACGCCGAUGACCUCCGAUUACAACAGCUACGAGGUAGCAAAGGAGAUGUCGCUGGUGGACCUGGGGAAAAGGCUGCUGGAGGCGGCUAGGAAAGGGAACGACGAUGAAGUCCGAACUCUGAUGGCCAAUGGAGCGCCGUUCACCACAGACUGGCUGGGGACGUCCCCCCUCCACCUUGCCGCUCAGCACGGCCACUACUCCACCGCAGACGUCCUGCUGAGAGCUGGCGUCAGCAGAGAUGCUCGUACCAAAGUGGACAGGACCCCGCUGCAUAUGGCAGCUGCAGAGGGACACACAGAAAUUGUGGAGCUGCUGAUCAGGAGCGGUGCAGACAUCAAUGCCAGAGACAUGCUGAAGAUGACGGCCCUUCAUUGGGCGGCGCAGCACGGAUACCAGAGCGUCUGCGAGACCCUCAUCAAACAUGGGGCUGACGUGCAUGCGCGCAGUAAAUUCGACAAGACGCCGUUUGACAUUGCGGCGGACAUCCAGAACACUGAGCUGAUGCUGCUGCUGCAGGAGAGCAUGCAGAACCAGGUAAACAUGAACCAGGUGAGCAUGAAUGUCGAGACGACCAGCACCACCAACCAGCCACAGUUCAUAAUCCAGGGGAUCCCUGCCAUCCAGGGGGGGGUGGUGAACCUGGCGGAGCUGCUCAACAAGGCAAACGCAGGAGAAUCAGAGGAGGCAAUGGCUGCCAGUGCUCUUGACUCCAAUAUCCAGCAUACCGCUGUGGUCAACGAAAGUGGCCAGAGAGUCAUCACCAUUGUGACGGACCAGCACGGCAACCUUCAGACUACAGGAGGGAUGUCCCAGCCCUUUUUUGUCACCAUGCAGCACGGGCAGCAGAUGCUUGCUGUGCCGGCCAACACGGUGACAGAGGAGGUAGUGACGGAGGAGCCUCAGCCUCCACCUUCCAGGAAGAGGAAGUUAGAGGUGACCAACAACCACAACGACACGGGAGAAACUGAGUUGCUGCAGAGACAACUGCUGGAAGCAAACAGGAAGGCUCAGGAGUAUCGCCAGCAGCUCCUCCGUAAAGAGCAGGAAGCCGAGGAGUACCGCAUGAAGCUGGAAGCCAUGGCUCAAAGUCAGGCCAACACCAGCAACGGCGGCACUGCCGUCAGCGCCGGAGCCAACGCCGCCAGUCCGGAGGAAGUGGUGGGAGGGGAGGAUGAGGAGGAGGGAGCUGCCAGCGUGGUGGAAGAGGAGGGAGAGAUGGUGGUGCUGCAGGAGGGAGGCAUCAUCAUGGAGGGGGAGGAAGGUCAGGUGACGCUUGUGGAGACGGGCGGGGAGGCGACGCAGGUCAGCUCCUAACGGAAGAGGGUUAGGAGCGGGGCGACGCAUCGUAACAGGAGGCGGCCGAUUAGACUCUGCAUUUAAUUGACAUGGAGAGGAAGGAGCUGACUCACCGCGGGGAAAUAAUGUGUUUAGAAUAUCCCCAAAUAUCCGAAACAAAGAAGCUCAGUGGAGAGUGAUGGACCAACCAGGAUGAUGUAGUUCAGCUCUGCUUAAUUUGAAAUUCCUCAAUGGCUAGAUGGUAACAGAUCAGGUAGACAUUACGGACAACUCCAGUUGACACGCCUGUUCCUUUCUUCCUGAACGUGGUCCAACAGAAAGGGAAAAGAUGCAUGAACCAUCAAGGAUCAGUACAAUAGUUUUCUCUACUUUGUCAUCUGCCGGCGAACAAUAACCUGGACGGUGAUGGGAGGAGAUGCAAGGAGACAAAGAUUUACGUUCCAUAACCAUCGCUACGACAACAUCCUGCUUCCCUGUUGGAAAUGUGACACAAAAGAAGCUUAGGCUUUUAGUUUGUCCUUUGUUACAGUUGCUUCCUCAUUCUGAUGACUUUGAAUGACUCAAUCAUACCCAUUUAUUUUAUUUUUCUACAUACAUUAUGUUUAGUAUUUGUCCGAGUUAGAUUUAUAGUCAUUUUCUCCUUGUUUUAUGGCUUCAUAACUGAUCUAGUCAGCUUAUCAGAAAAAUCUUUGCAGUAAUUGGAAACUACAGUGGUUCCUGCUUUACUGAUCCUCAUAACAGAAGCUUUCACUCACUCUGUUCUUUGGAUGCUUUCUGGUGGGAUUAUCUUUGUCAUUUAAUUGUGAACCCUACGCCCCGUCACACGACCCUUCUGGACUGGUUAAAUGGUGGGCAGCUUUCCUCACCUGCUCCAACAUAUUUAUAUUCAUGUUAACCAAGAAGGUGAAGCUGAAAUCUGUAACAACAAAUAUGAAUCAUUGUGGUUCCUUCUGGUUCAUUUCUAACUCCUUUUUUCAAUCACUCCUAUAGUCCAUAUCUGUUAUUAUAUCAAUAAUGCUCUAACUUUAAAACUAUUUCAUCUGACGGUGCCAAGAUGUCAAUUUGGUAGUUUUACAGUUAUUUUAUUAUAUGUUUAGGCAGGAAAAAACAUUUACAUACAGUUUAAAUGUUUGAAUAAACCUGAAGUUAUUAUAUCUGAAGGAAUGAUUGCAAAAUAAAUUAAAAGAAAUCUCAGUAGUAGAUCAGCAAACUAUAUUAAUGGUUUACACUUGACCUUUUAAUGCGGAUUAUUCACAAAAUGACUCUGAAACUGAGGUUGGAGGUGAAGACAGGAAAGUGAUUUAAAGCAGGAAAGGAGAAAAAUACUGAAUAUCCUCGAUCUAUUCGUCCAUUCUCCACCUUAUUGUCGAUUCAUAUGCAACUCUGCAGUUUAGUCUGUUAGUUCUCCUGGAAAUGACAAUAUAGAGCUUCUAUUGGCUUAUUUUCACCUCUACAAAGGAUUCAGUCAUUUCAAAGAGCCUUGAUGGUAGAUGAAUCAUUAACAUCUGCUGUAAUGUGGGUUCAUUUACAUUUGUUAAAGCAGUUUGCUGCUUGUCAGCAGGCAGAUCACUUUCUUGUGAUUUAUAUCAGAAUGUAAAGCAUGCUGUUAAUAACAUCUUGAACCAAUAAUUGUGGAAGCUCUAAUUUUUGGAUUAGAUGAACUGGGAAAUUUAAAUCAUUCGGCAUUUAAUCUGCUGAUCAGAGCAAAUCAAAGAACAAUUAUCCAGUUCUGAUCUCUCUCUAGAUAAAUGAUGCAUCUGUUUAAAACAUGGUCCUCGAUGUUCUCUGACUGGUUUCUGUCACAAACUGUUUAUGUCUGCACGAUGUGUUAAAAACAUGCUUGAAUUGAUGUAAUUGUGCAGAGAAAAAAGCACUGCUGACUUUUUCAGUCAAAGAUGUUUUGACGUUUUUAUGACGAGUGGAAUGUCUGAAUCUACAGAAACCAUUGAACAUGAAAUGAGGGAGCAGGUUAAAGUUUGCUGGUAGAUGAAGAAUCCCCAGAAGCCAAACACAAGCUCAUCUGGGGAGAUUCUUGUCAGAAAUGUUGGUGAACUUCACUGUGCUCACAAUGAUCACAUGGAUUCCCUCAGCUGCCCGUCACCCCCUCUUUUUCUUCUUUAACCUGAGACCAGCUGUUGUUUGUGUUACAGUUAUUUUUAUAAGCUUUGCAAAACCAACCCUUUUCUAUGUACAUAAAAAGUUGUAUUUUUUUAACUUUACCUAAUGGCUUCUCUGUGACAAUGAUGGCUGCCUGCAUUUAAAUAUAAACUUCAUGUCUUUUUGAAGAACGUCUUUGUUGUGUCUGAACUUUCAAAGCAAAUUACUCUUCAAAGCAUCCUUUAUUUAUGAGUUAACUAGUUUUUGGAGCACAGUAUAGCUCUGCAGUUUAGUGUUGGUCAUAUUUUUGUAAGUGUAUAUAUAAACAAGUACAUUUCUGAUUUCUUUUUUUA